UCGAGGAGUGUCCGUUUCCCCCAAAUCUGUAAGUUCCCAGAACCCUAAUUUCUCAAAUUAAUUCUUGAUUUACUAAUUUCUUCGACAAUGUUUCGUUCUCUAUGCAAAUCAUUGUUUCACAAUAGGGUUCUUUACGGGGGUAAUUCAAAACCCCUUUCCAUAUGCUCAAAUUUUAUAUCACAAAAUCAUUAUUUUCUUCUACUUCAAAUUUCUGGUAGAUCCAUUUCUUCUUCCUCCUCCAUAGAUCAGAACGAUUCUUCUUCAUCUUCUUCAUUUGUUGUUUCUUACUUGAUGAAUUCAUGUGGGUUAACUGAAAAACAAGCUCUCUCUGCUUCUAAGAAGCUUAAUUUCAAAACCACAUCAAAUCCAGAUUCUAAUCUUACCUUAUUUCAAGAUUACGGGUUCACUAAAUCAGACAUCUCCAAAAUCGAUGGCUAAAUCGACCUGGGAAGCAAAACCGAAUACUUACAGGAAAUGGGGUUGGUCAGAAGAACAAAUUCAAUAUGAAUUUCUGGUGUAUCCUAUUUCUAUGAGGUAUUCUGAGAAGAAGAUAUCGGGGACUAUGGAUUUUCUUGUGAAUCAAAUGUGUAUUAGUACAUUGCACAUUGCCAGAUGCCCAGGGAUUUUGAGUUAUAAUUUGGAGAAGAGGAUUAUACCUAGGUCUUCUGUUUACCAAAUUUUAAUCUCCAAGGGUCUAUUUAAGGAACAGAUUUCCUUAUUUUCACUUUUGAAAAUGACUGACGAGUCUUUCUCGAAGAAGUUUUUGUUCAAGUAUGAGAAAGAAGCUCCUGAACUAUUAGAGGCAUCCCAGCAUCGUGCCUUAGAGGUCUCACAAAGCAAUGAAUCGAUCCUUGCCGAGCAAAUUGAACGGACCUAGUUGCUGUCUGUGGGUGCAGCUCCAAGCAAGCAUAUAUAUCAGACAACGAGUCAAUGACAUUCCAUCGUGAAGAAGAGGGAUCAGGUAAUAACAAAUAUUCCAAGAUCAAAAAUGGAAAAGUUCAAGGUUAAAUCAGUUGUACGUGCACAUUCCAUCGUGAAGAAGAGGGAUCAGGUAAUAACAAAUAUUCCAAGAUCCAAAAUGGAAAAGUUUAAGGUUACAUCAGUUGUACGUGCACAUUUCCUUAGUAUCGAAGAAAACAGUACCAAGACUUUAAGUUCUCUGCGUAUUAAUUGCAUCGAAGAAAUCAAGAACCCCGAGGGCGAACAACAACACCAACCAUACACCAGUGCUAUAAAAAAUCUCCAAGGUGAAGAACAGCAAAAUGACUUCUAGGUACUGUGUAUCUGUUAGUUUGGAACAUAUACUCGAUGGUCUGUAUUUGCUGCAAGGGUACUCGAGACAGACGUAGGUUGAUGGUAGAUAGGCUCCUCCGUGUAUUCAGUUUGAUAUUGUUGAAGAUUCAUGAAUCAGUUUUGAAACUAGAUAGAAGUGAUUAGACAUUAUGACAAAGGUGACUCUUAACAAGGUUAUUUAGCCGAGUAAAAGAACUUUUCUUAAGGUUUUGUUAUGUUUUGAGAUCCUGCUAUAAUAUUGUUGAU
Molecule: messenger RNA, 1539 nt
Organism: Papaver somniferum (opium poppy)
Lineage: Eukaryota; Viridiplantae; Streptophyta; Magnoliopsida; Ranunculales; Papaveraceae
Exons: 2
Coding region: 431-877 (148 amino acids)
Biological process (GO): chloroplast organization; regulation of DNA-templated transcription
Cellular component (GO): chloroplast
Molecular function (GO): double-stranded DNA binding
Source: RefSeq, a predicted model, not a curated record